UACCUCGGUCCUACACAUUUGUUCAAGCAAGUCCACACCUCACAAGGUAUCUUUGUUUGAUCUCCUACAAGCCUACCAUGGAAGGAACCUGUCUCUGUGGCGCAGUUAGGGUUGAAGUCAAAGACGAUAACCUUUUUGGAGGUCAAAGACGAGGCCAUGUCUGCCAUUGCACCAACUGCAGGAAGACGGCUGGCACAGCUGCGGCCACAAACCUGUUGAUCGAGAGUGAUAAGGUGGUCCUGAGUGGUGAGCACAAUUUAAAAGAGUAUAUAGACACGCAAACUCUCAGCGGAACGCCACUUAGCCGAUACUUUUGCUUCACCUGUGGAAACCCAAUCAAAUCAGUCACCUCGCUUUAUCCAGGGAAGGUCAUAUUGAAAUUAGGCAUUUUCCCCAAGAUUCCGGUGCCAGAAUGGGAGUCUUUCGCGUCGCAACGCCAGAGUUGGGAAAAGCCUAUCGAUGGUUGUGUGCAAUAUAAGACCAAAAGUCUCGGGGAGGAAUUGAAAAUAGAAUGAACGGUUCGAGCACAUAUGUAGCUGUGUCUUAAGUUGGCUUCAUUCAGUCAUCGUUGGUUUCAAAUGUUGCUCAAUCAUAUCCCCGCC
Amorphotheca resinae ATCC 22711 is the source of this 602-nucleotide messenger RNA. RefSeq lists its product as hypothetical. Bases 78 to 515 code for a protein of 145 amino acids. Gene Ontology annotation, molecular function: carbon-sulfur lyase activity. The transcript has 3 exons. Lineage: Eukaryota; Fungi; Ascomycota; Leotiomycetes; Helotiales; Amorphothecaceae. The record is from RefSeq and is a predicted model, not a curated record.